AAUGUCUGCGUCUAAACUAUUGAUGCCCUUAUCAAUAAUAGACGAAGGAGAAGAAGACAUUCCUGAAAAAGAAGAAGAUACUGAUUUAGAAGAUCGGUAUGUGAGAAAAGUGUGUAUUCACGGUAUUUGUGAAGAAAAAUCUGUUACUGCAAUUGAUUCAGAAAUAUCUGGAGAAGCGGUUGAAGAAGAAUACAUUAAUUUGGAAGAAAUAAAUAAGGAUGGUGAUUUGGAUGAAACGUUUGCUGCAAGUGACUUCACAGAUGCUGAUUGUGGAGAACCGAUGCAAAGCCAAUUCCUGAGGCUCGACUUCACGCCGAUUGAAGGCGUCGAUGACAAUCCUCAUAUAGUUAAGAAAUGCAGUGAUUUCUGGCAGUUUAUCUACAGUCAAACUAAAUUACAAGGACUGAUGGUCAUGCCUGAAAAAGGUUACGAAGAAGUCAUCGCGGCGUCAAGUAGCGAAACAAGUCUAGAGAAGUGUCAAAAUGUCCCGACUCCCGCACUGGAGUGGCUAGAGACGGGAGUCGGUCAAAAAAUGGCGUUCGCUGCCAAACAUGAGUCGAAGUACUGCGACCACCACAACGGGGACUACAUGGAGGAAACAUCAUCACCGAAGGUCAAAGAAGCUCAAAAACACAAAAGUGCAGAAAAAGGUCUCAUCUGGAAGCAAACUGUGACUCCAGAGUCGCGGAUGUUGGCGGGAAUGGAUAUGAAAGACUCGUGCUCCGGCUCACUCGGAGCCUCGCCGGCUGAAUAUCAAUCGGCUGAGCCUCAAUUACUGCGAUCCGCGUGUGCUGCCGGUUGUUUGCCAGACAAUGGGAUGGACUUUGAUUGGGAUAUUUGUAAUCGAGACCCUUCUAAUGGAUCCUAG
Messenger RNA from Ostrinia nubilalis (European corn borer), 868 nucleotides. RefSeq lists its product as uncharacterized. The transcript has 5 exons. Lineage: Eukaryota; Metazoa; Arthropoda; Insecta; Lepidoptera; Crambidae. Bases 2 to 868 code for a protein of 288 amino acids. The record is from RefSeq and is a predicted model, not a curated record.